AUGAUCGUCACCUCCUCGCCACGAUACCUCUUCCUCCCUCUCCUCCUAUUUAUUCCCCUCAUAUUACUCUUUCGGAGCGACGUUUCUCAGCGUUUCUCCAUUCCUAGAAAACAAGAGACGGAGCAGCAGGGCGGCGACCUGAAGGCAGAUCACCUCUACAACAGCAAUGCCUCCAAUUUCCAGCAUCAAGGCGUUUUUGACGAAAAUCAUGAGGGUGCGCCCCAAAUAGUACAAGUCAGCAUGCAAUUCGGCGGCAAUUUCGAUUUGAUGUACGAAAAAGGCUUGAGGACACAUCUGGCGCACGGUGACAAAUGGGGCUAUCCUACCCAUUUCCUGCGAAACGAUAUUGUCGGACACGGCGACUUUGGCGUUGGCAUCUACGACAAAGUCUUAUAUCUACUGGCCAUCAUGGUGAACGAAAUGACCAAAGACUUUGGCAAGAGAGCCGAAUGGAUAGUAUGGACCGAUGCAGAUACCAUACACCUGAAUAACCUGAUACCAUGGACCAUCUUCCUACCACCCAAUGAAGGCAUGUUCCAUGACAUUAACAUGCUGGUUUCAAGAGACUGGAUCGGAUUCAACGCGGGCGUGUUCCUCAUUCGUGUCUGCGAAUGGAGCAUCACACUCAUCUCCGAUGCAAUUGCGCUUCCAAGAUUGCGACCAGAAGUCGACCUACCUUUCAAAGAGCAAGACGCCUUGAGAUACAUGUUUGACCAGCCAGAGAAUAAGAAGCACAGGAUAUACCAACCAAGACAUUGGUUCAAUGUCUAUGAUGAAUACUAUGAGGGCUAUGGCGAGAAAGUGAUGAGGGGCAGCGUGUCAGUUCAUUUCCCCGGAAUGGGCGGUGCACGGCCGGAUGCAAUGGGACGGUGGUUAGACAAGAUCGAGCAUAGGCCUGAAGAGAUCAACAUUCCUUUGCAAAAUACUACCUACCCAGAAGAAAUCGAAGCCUACUGGUCCCGGCUGCGAAGCGCGGCGGAGAUGCUCCAACGUUCCGAUGAUUUUAAGAACCAGGUAAAAGACGAGCAUUACGACAUAUACGUGCAAGACGGCGGCAAGAUCCCUGAUAAGCUUGGCGAAGCAGAGAGCGAGCUCCACGAAGUCAUCGAAGAAGACGCCUUCGACAAGCAGAAACUCAAGGAGGGUGUCCUCAAGCUAGACGCCGCGGUUCGCAAUGCGAAGAAAGACGUCGAAGACGCAGUACACAAUGCCGAAGAGGCGCAAAAGAAGAAGGAAGCAGAACAGAAGAAGAAAGAAGAGGAAGCUCAAAAGAAAAAGGAGGAGGAAGAUCGAAGAAAGCAAGCUGCCAAGCAAGCUACAGAACAGCAAAAUGGUGCGACGACCGGUGGAUCGGGUGCCAGCUCGCAAGAUGGUGGUACGAAAGACAAGUCAGGUGCAAAUUCGAAGGACAAAGCAGCCGAAACCAAAGCUGGUGCAGAUCAAGCGUCGCAAGGAGCAAAAGCAUCGACAGACAAAGCCUCUGACAAGAGCACGGAUGGCCAGGCUGAGGGCAGUAAGGAGAAGACCGAGCAGGCCGGCAAAGACCAGGGUCAGGCACAGCAGGAAGCCAAGGCGCAGCGGUAA
This is a messenger RNA of Bacidia gigantensis, 1584 nucleotides long. RefSeq lists its product as uncharacterized. The record is from RefSeq and is a predicted model, not a curated record. Gene Ontology annotation, biological process: protein N-linked glycosylation. Gene Ontology annotation, molecular function: glycosyltransferase activity. The coding region runs from base 1 to 1584 and encodes 527 amino acids. Gene Ontology annotation, cellular component: Golgi membrane. The transcript has 2 exons. NCBI's taxonomy places the organism in Eukaryota, Fungi, Ascomycota, Lecanoromycetes, Lecanorales, Ramalinaceae.